AAUAACACGCCUACGUGUAGUGUACAUGGCAACACAGGAACUCAGCAUGGGCACAGCUCAUGGGAGUCAUGAUAACGUCACACUGCGCAAGACCGAUGCUCAUGCUUGCCUUUCGGAAUACCUGAGACCGUACGUGGCACCAGAUUGCGGGUGAAUCUGACAAGAGACUUUUUCAGAGUCUUUAACCUGACGUAUACGCUUCCAUCGCCAUGGACAUGUACCUAACCGUCGAAGAUUUUCGAGAUAUGAGGAGGGAAAUGUACACGGCUCAGAAACCGUACACGCUGGGCGAGUACGAAGGAGUCCCGCUUAAUUCAAACAUUUGCAAAAUCAUGGACGAGCUGAGGUCAUUUGAGGUCAGAGCCGACGACUGUUGGAUCGUUACCUACCCAAAAGCAGGCACAACUUGGCUUCAGGAGAUCAUGUCGGCCGUGAUGCAUGAUGGGAACCUUGAAGAGGUCAACAAAAGCCACUUUAUGCUCCGUGUGCCAUAUUUUGAGCAGACUUUCCCCGAGGAAGUAAGGCGGCUCAAAAACCUCCCUUCAACUCACAGAAUAGCGGACGAGAUGCCUUCCCCUCGUGUCAUCAAGUCCCACCUCCCCGGCCAGCUCCUGCCUCCACAAAUCUGGACCAAGAAAGCCAAGAUCGUCUACGUCAUCCGUAAUCCAAAGGACUUGAUGGUGUCUUAUUUCCACUUCGAGAACAUGAUGAAUUUAAAGAGCGCAGGGCUGCCAUUUGAGGAGUAUUUAGGGUACAGAAACUCAAAGAAAGCAAGUUACGGAUCUUGGUGGGACCACUACUUGUACUUUUGGAAGAGGAGGCAUGAACCUAAUGUUAUGGUGCUACGAUUUGAAGAUCUGAAAAGAGAUCUGAGACGAAACGUGGAGAUAAUCAGUCGGUUUCUGGGCAAAGCCCUGUCUGCCAAGACACUGGAUGACAUCACGAAGCACUGCUCAUUCUACAACAUGAAGAGCAACCCCAUGACCAACCCUGACUACUUAUAUGCAUCCGACGAGAGACCAGGCUAUUCCUUUAUGCGGAAAGGUAAAAGUGGGAAUUGGAAGACCCACUUCACUGUGGCGCAGAAUGAAUCCAUGGACGCCCUCAUUAAGGAGAAGCUGCACGGUACCGGACUCACCUUCGAUCACUGACCAAUCAGAUUGC
Molecule: messenger RNA, 1164 nt
Organism: Patiria miniata (bat star)
Lineage: Eukaryota; Metazoa; Echinodermata; Asteroidea; Valvatida; Asterinidae
Product: sulfotransferase 1C2-like
Exons: 8
Coding region: 210-1151 (313 amino acids)
Biological process (GO): sulfation
Cellular component (GO): cytoplasm
Molecular function (GO): sulfotransferase activity
Source: RefSeq, a predicted model, not a curated record